Anolis carolinensis (green anole) is the source of this 2646-nucleotide messenger RNA. RefSeq lists its product as uncharacterized. The record is from RefSeq and is a predicted model, not a curated record. NCBI's taxonomy places the organism in Eukaryota, Metazoa, Chordata, Lepidosauria, Squamata, Anolidae. The transcript has 8 exons. Bases 448 to 1962 code for a protein of 504 amino acids.
CUAUGAAAAUUAAUAAGCCACCCCCAACGCUGGGAAAACAAUAGGAGAAAGACUCCAUCUAUCGCACUUUUCCUCCAUCUAUUCUGCUUGGACUCCAUACAUUCGUUAUCGACGUCCACUCCCCCUACAUUUGGGAGUAGAAGGGAUCAUCUUGGAAUAUACCAAAGGGUUAGAAGCAAGAGGGGUGUAUAUGUGUAGUUGAGGUUCUCUCCUCCAUAACAAUGAACUUAGUUCCUGAAGCUGAGGCUCAGUUCGGAAGACUACGAGAAACCAGGAAAUAUAUCGUUUUCGUUUUAUUUUAAGGCGUAGGGAAAAUAGCAAAAGCUGACACCCCUCCCAACUCACAAUGGUUCCGCUUGUAGUUCUUGGUUGCCAAGCAACGGGCAGGAAUCCAGUAUCUUGCAGGAUUAACGGGGUGGACAGGUAUUAAAGUGGCAGAAUGGGUUGAUGAAGUCUUCCCUCAUGGCUGUCACUGAAGCCACUGCCUGGAUCAGGGCCCUGAAGAUGGGCAGCAAAGGAAACAUCUUGAAUGCUGUGGCAUCAGCCCUGGAAGACCCAGCCUGCCAAUCCGUGUAUCUCUUCACCAAUGGACUCUAUGAGGGCAGAGCAGAGGAGCUUUGGAGAUACUUGAAAGAUGCAGAGCAAACUCGCCCUGUGCAUACUGUCUACUUGGUGGGAAGUGAAGAGGAGAAGAAAGACAGUUCAAGAAAGAUACUGGCGAAGGUAGCCAACGAGUUUGGUGGCUCCUGUCAAGUCCUCAACCUCAGCUCUGAUGGAACUUCAAAUGAGGAUAAGCCUGGUUAUACUGUAAGCAUUCCCGGUUCUUUUUAUAUCAGUAAACAGCAUCCCAAUCCUUGGUUGACUGGCCACUGCAGGACACAAUUCCCUUCAAGUACAUGGAGUCCAUAUUCCCCUAACAUAUUUCUGGAAGGAUCCAUAAAAGAAAAUUUAGAGAACUGGUCUUCAAAGUUUCACAACUUGCAAAGGGGUAUCAGAGUCUUAAUUAGAAAACAGGCAGAUGGGUAUUACUACCCAGGUCACAUUGUCCAAAAGGUGAAGGGCCCUAGAGGACAUGUUCUGGUCAAAUUUGAACAACUACAACAGCCACAGAAAAGGAAAACACAUCCUCAGACACAAGAAACACCUCUCUAUGACAUUGUUGAUUAUGAAGAUAGCAGGUGGCAGCCAUUGGCUCCAGGAGAUGCGGUCCUGGCUCCAUGGGAGAAGAAAGGGCGACGAUAUGGCCCAGGGAUUGUCCUCCAGGUUACAGAGGCUGAAUCACCUCAUUCAGUCUUUAAAAACAGCAAAGUGCUUGUUAAUUUCUGGAAUGGUCAGACCAAGAAUGUGUCUGCAGAUAUCACUGUGAAGAUCCCACCUUCUUUAAGAGAACGCAUUGUCCUUGAGCUUCAGAUGCCUCUGACAGCCAGGGAAAUGUUAGUGGAACGGAGUCCGGAUUAUCCUUAUGUCGUGCCACCAGGUUACAGAGCUUCAGGGCCUCGCAGGCGAAUUCAUUUAGACUGGAUGCACUGCAAUGAUACCCACAAUGUCAGCUGUGCCGGCACUAGCAAUAGCCCUGCCCAUCUUCCCCACUGCUAUUUUUGCUUUCCAUCUUGGAAAUCUGCUAGCUGCCCAGUAUGUACGAGACAACCAGAUGACACCUUGGUCCCAGAAAUCAAGCUGACAGGGAUGGAUGAGCAUCUUUCAAAGGGGAGAUUUCCCAUUCUGGAAGGAGAUAAAAUGGAAAAGUGCAGCAAACUAAAGAAAGCAAGCAACUUUGGAUCGAAAUCUGAUGAAAAGAUGGAAAGCAAAGUUACAAAGCCUAACAAGGACCAACUGAAAGAUAUAAACAAAGGUUCGGGCGUAGCUACAAAAAUAGGCAAAUGCAAAACGAGAAAGGUUCCUCAUAAGCCCAGAGGCCCACCUGGAAAUCAAGGCUCACCUGUCCUAAGACCACAGCUGUGAAGACGGCCCUGAAAUUCUCAAGAUCAGCCACCUGCAACUCAGCUACAAUUCCUGCAUCCAGAAGCACCAGUCGGAGUGGGGAAGGAGAAGGUUGCACUUCCAGAAUGAGCGUGUCCAACAAGUCCACGAUUACUGUCUGGUCCUCCAGAUGGUCACUAAAGAGCUCUGCUCCCUGGACCAGGACAUUCCCAGGGUGCAGAUCAGCAUGGACAAAGUUAUCAACAAACACCUAAAAAUGACAAAUCAUAGCAUUGAAAAAAUGCAACCUUAACAUUUCUAAUGGAUCACUUAACUUAUAUGAACCUCUGGUUGCCAAGAUAUUCAGGAAAGGUUCUCCUGAGACUGUCAUCCCCCCUCAGAGGCCUGCUUGAUGAAUUCCUGGAAGAGGACCUUCUCCACCUAUGUUGCUUCCAGGCAAAGAAAUAUAUUCAGAAUUGCAGUCAAUUCCAAUUCUCACUGUGUUUAGGAAUAAUGUGAAGGCACAUCUUUCCACUUUUUAAAACUGCUUUACUAAUUUAUUUGGUGAUUCUGAAUGCUUGAUUAAUUUUUAUUGGUAUUAUCUUAUAUAUUUUUAUUUGAUUUUAAUUUUUUGUUGGUCUGCUUUAAUUAUGUUAGUCGCCUUGAAUGCCACUUCUUUUUUUAAAAAAUUAGGAAAGCAAGAUUAAAAAAUUCAAAAGUCGAUAA